Messenger RNA from Debaryomyces tyrocola, 1443 nucleotides. NCBI's taxonomy places the organism in Eukaryota, Fungi, Ascomycota, Pichiomycetes, Serinales, Debaryomycetaceae. The record is from the annotation of a GenBank genome assembly.
AUGGGUCAAAACUUGAUCUUAAACGCUGCUGACAAUGGUUACACUGUCGUAGCUUAUAACAGAACUGUCGCAAAGGUCGACGAUUUCUUGGACAACGAGGCUAAGGGCAAAUCAGUCAUUGGUGCUCACUCGAUCGAAGAAUUAUGUGCUAACUUGAAGAGACCAAGAAGAAUCAUUUUAUUAGUUAAGGCUGGUAAACCAGUUGACGCUUUUAUUGAACAAUUAUUACCUCACUUAGAAAAGGGUGAUAUCAUCAUUGACGGUGGUAACUCCCAUUUCCCAGAUUCUAACCGUCGUUACGAUGAAUUAAACGGUAAGGGUAUCUUAUUCGUUGGUUCUGGUGUUUCUGGUGGUGAAGAAGGUGCUAGAUACGGUCCAUCUUUGAUGCCAGGUGGUCACAAGGAUGCUUGGCCACACAUCAAGGAUAUCUUCCAAAGUAUUGCUGCCAAGUCUGAUGGUGAACCAUGUUGUGACUGGGUUGGUGAUGCCGGUGCUGGUCAUUACGUUAAGAUGGUCCACAAUGGUAUUGAAUACGGUGAUAUGCAAUUGAUUUGUGAAGCUUAUGAUUUAUUAAAGAGAGUUGGUAAAUUCUCCAACAAGGAAAUCGGUGACGUUUUCGCCAAAUGGAACAAGGGUGUUUUAGACUCUUUCUUAAUUGAAAUCACCAGAGAUAUUUUGUACUUCAAUGAUCCAACUGACAAUAAGCCAUUAUUAGAAAAGAUUUUGGAUACUGCUGGUCAGAAGGGUACUGGUAAGUGGACUGCUAUCAAUGCUUUAGAUUUAGGUAUGCCUGUUACCUUGAUUGGUGAAGCCGUUUUCUCUCGUUGUUUAUCCGCCUUGAAGGAUGAAAGAGUCAGAGCUUCUAAAUCAUUAGCCGGCCCAUCAGUUGAAGGUGAUGAAUCUCCAGUUCAAGAUAAGCAAAAGUUCGUUGACGACUUAGAACAAGCGUUAUAUGCUUCUAAGAUUAUCUCUUACGCUCAAGGUUUCAUGUUGAUUAGAGAAGCUGCUAAGGAGUACGGCUGGAAAUUAAAUAACCCAGCUAUCGCCUUAAUGUGGAGAGGUGGUUGUAUUAUCAGAUCUGUUUUCUUAGGCGAAAUCACAUCUGCUUACCGUGAAACCCCAGACUUAGAAAACUUAUUAUUCCAUCCAUUCUUCAAUGAUGCCAUCAAGAAGGCUCAAAAGGGAUGGAGAUCAACUAUUGGUAAGGCUGUUGAAUUUGGUGUUCCAGUUCCAGCUUUUAGCACUGCUUUAUCUUUCUACGAUGGUUACAGAUCUGCUAAGUUACCAGCUAACUUGUUGCAAGCUCAAAGAGACUACUUCGGUGCUCACACUUUCCAAGUGUUACCAGGUGAAGAAAAUGAUUUCUUAAAGAAGGACCAAUGGAUCCAUGUUAACUGGACCGGUAAGGGUGGUAAUGUUUCCGCCUCUACUUACGAUGCUUAG